AUGAGAACAACCUUGUUGUGGGGCGACAACUAUACUGAUAAGAAUGGCUCUCCGACAGCAACCAAUGCUGUUGCCUAUUCCCCUGAUGGAACUUUAUUGGUCUCGGCUAGUUAUAAGCACGUGUUGAUCUACAACGCCAUAAACUUCCAGUUUAUUAAACACUGCAGAGCCCAUACCGACACCGUUUAUUGUCUCGCUUUUGCUAAGGACGGAAAAGUUUUUGCUUCUGGAGGAGCUGACAACACUGUGAUUGUGUGGACAAACACCGGAGAAGGCAAAUUGAAAUACAGUCACAACGAUUCAAUUCAAUGUGUAGCAUUUAAUCCAUCAACAAAUCAAUUAUUGAGUUGUGCAUGUACUGAUUUCGCAAUAUGGUCACAAGAUGAAAAAGAAAUUCAAAAGACAAAAGUAAAUUCCAAGAUAUUAUGCUGCAGUUGGACAAAUGACGGCCAACAUUUAGCUCUUGGAUUCUUUGAUGGCACUGUCAGAAUUUUCAACAGAGAGGCAAAGGAACUUGUAAACUUUACACGAUCGGAGCCAAUUUGGACAAUAUCUUUUAAUCCAUCAAGAGAUGAACAGUAUGACAUACUUGCUGUUGGCUGUUGGGAUCAAACACUGUCUUUCUACCAUUUAAGUGGCAAACAAAUUAUUAAGGAUCAAAAGCUUGGAUUUGACCCUUGUUGUAUUUCAUACUUUAGCAAUGGAGAAUAUUUAUGUGUUGGUGGAUCAUCAGGAGAAGUGUCUCUAUGGAACAAGGAUGGAGUUCAAUUAGUACCAAUAUCAAAACAUCAAGGAUGGGUGUGGGGAGUAGCUCAAAAGCCAAAUCAAAACUAUGUGGCCGUCGGAACCAAUGAAGGUGCUCUUCAAGUUUUUAAAUUAGACUUCAUCACUGUUCACAGUUUGUAUGGAAAUAUUUAUGCCUUCAGAGAUUCAAUGACGGAUGUAGUUGUUCAAGAUCUUGUAAAUGACAAGAAAGUUACAGUGAAAUGCAAGGAUUACGUGAAGAAAAUAGCUAUUUACAGAGACAGAAUGGCUGUUCAACUAAAAAACAAAAUUCAUAUUUUGGAACUGACCAAUUCCAAGACUGAAAAUGAAUCGGGUGAAGAGGUAGAAGAAGAAAUGCAAUACAGAAUAAUAGAAAAAAUAUUUAAGGAUAUUGAGUGUAGCAUGCUUGUCAUUACAUAUGGAAAUUUGAUUUUGUGCCACGAAAAAGAAUUGAACUUGUAUGAUUUUAAAGGCAAUUUACAAAGGGUGUGGGAUUUGGAUGCACCAAUCAAGUAUAUUAAGGUUAUUGGUGGUCCUCCUUUUAAAGAAGCUCUGCUGGUUGGUCUAUCGAAUGGAUCUAUUUUGAAAAUCUUUGUUGAUAAUCCAUUUCCUGUUCAACUCUUAAAACAUGACUUUUCUAUUCGAAGCUUGGACCUUAACAUGAGCCGAAGAAAACUGGCACUCGUAGAUCAAAACAAUGAUCUCAUGGUUUAUGAUUUAAAAGAAAAGAAAUAUAUUUAUCAAGAAAAGAAUGCAGAGGGAGUUGCUUGGAAUUCAGAACAUGAACAUAUGUUAUGUUAUUCAGGAAGUGGUUUUCUAAACAUCAAGACUGAAAAUUUCCCUGUUAACCAACACAAACUACAAGGAUUAGUGGUUGGUUUUACCGGUUCCAAGGUGUUUUGUUUACAUCAAGUGUCUAUGAGCACUGUUGACGUGCCACAAUCUGCAACUCUUUUUAGAUAUAUUGAGAAAGGAGACUUUCAAGAGGGUUACAAAAUCGCUUGCUUAGGUGUCACAGAAUCCGAUUGGAGAUUGUUAGGAGUUCAGGCGUUACUAGGUGUGAAUUUAGAUAUUGCAAGAAGGUGCUUCAACCGAAUCGAGGAUACAAAGUUUAUAUCUCUUAUAGACAAGUACGAGAAGUUAAUUAAGCAAAAUCAAUUCAACAGAGAUUUAUUUGUUGGUGAAAUUCAUGCUUAUCAAGGAAGAUUUGACGAAGCAUCAAAAAUGUUCGUCAAAGGAGGACGAGCAGAUCUGGCUAUGGAUAUGUUGUGUGAUUUAAGGAAAUGGAAGGAGGCUAAAGAACUUGCACUAACAUAUGACAACAUCAACCUCACAGAUAUGAUAUUGCGCCAAGCUAAAACGUCAGAAGAAGAUAACGAUCUUAAAUCAGCAGCUGAGUUGUAUGCAGCUGCAGGUAACUACGACAAAGCUGUUCAGAUCAUGGGUGAUAAUAAGUGGUUUGACCUGUUAUUGGAAACUUGUAGAAAUUUAAAUCCAAACGAGGCUAGAGGUGUGGCUAUGUGUGCUGAAUAUUUCAGAAAGAACAAACUCUAUGAUUAUGCAAAAGAAGCGUAUCAAAAGAUUGGAGAUUAUUCUUCGCUGAUUAAGCUAUUUGUGACCUCCGAAAAAUGGGAUUCAGCGUUCGAGGUUUUAGAGAAACAUCCAGAAUUUUCUGCCGAAGUAUACCUUCCAUAUGCAGAGCAUUUAGCAAUUGAGGAUCGAUUUGAUGAAGCUCAGGAAGCGUUUAGGAAAGCAAAUAGGCCAGAAAAAGCGUUAAGAAUCAUUGAAGAACUUGCCCAAAAUGCGAUUGAUGAAAAUAGGUUUAAGGAUGCAGCAUAUUAUUUAUGGAAAGUUGCACAUGAAAUCAUGAUCAACACAAAGAACGAGCAAGUGGUGACAGAAUCUGUUUGGAAAGAAAUCAAAAAGUUUGAGAAAUAUUACCGUCUGAGCCAAAUUUAUUUUGCGUAUGACCUUGUGCACAAAUAUUCAGAGCUUCCAUUCAACUCAGUGGAUACGAGACAUCUCUUCAAUGCCUGCUUAUACCUCUAUAAUAAUUUGGACGUUUCUAAUCUUCCCAAAGGAGUCUCCAGGAUCACAAUAACGGUCACUAUGGCAAAACUUGGCCUUUCUCUUGAAAACUACAAGUUGGCAAGAGAGGUUUAUCAAAAUAUUCAACAUUUACGACUGCCAAAACCAAUAAUGGAUGAAAUUGAAUUAUCUAGCAUUUCUAUUCACAGCAAGCCAAUGAGAAACAAUGAAGAAUGUACACCAAUCUGCUUUAGAUGCUCUGCGUCCAAUCCAUUCUUGAACGAAAGAGGUGUUGACAGCUGUGUAAAUUGUGGCCAUCAAUUCCAACGAUCACCUCUCUCAUAUCAUAUUCUUCCUCUUGUUGAAUUUGAACUUGAAGAUGGAAUUGAGGAAGAAGAAGCGAUCAAAUUAAUCAACCAGGCACCUCCAUCACUCUCAAGAAAAGCAACAGAUCGAUGGAAAGAAAGUAAGUCCUCGAAUGUCCAGACAUUGCGCCUAGAUGGAGAAGACGAGCCCUAUGAAGAACCAUCACCAAUCGCAGAUCAGUUUAGCAAGGCUUUGUUAAAAAUUGACGGAAAGGUCGUAAAAGUCAAUAGAGAAAUGCUCAAAUCUUUCAAAAGAGAGGAUGUAUUUAUUGUGGAUUGGAAGAAUCCUUUGAUCAGGAGACAUUUCUUCAAAUGCAUUAUUCCAAAUUUUCCAAUUGUUCAGUGUAAUCAUUGUAACCUAUUUUUCCAUCAAGAAGAUUUUGAAUUCGAAGUUUUAAAGAAUAACGGAAAAUGCCCAUUUUGCCAACACUAA
This is a messenger RNA of Naegleria lovaniensis, 3591 nucleotides long. RefSeq lists its product as uncharacterized. The coding region runs from base 1 to 3591 and encodes 1196 amino acids. Gene Ontology annotation, molecular function: protein binding. The record is from RefSeq and is a predicted model, not a curated record. The transcript is spliced from 5 exons. NCBI's taxonomy places the organism in Eukaryota, Heterolobosea, Eutetramitea, Acrasida, Naegleriidae. Gene Ontology annotation, biological process: non-motile cilium assembly; intraciliary retrograde transport; protein localization to cilium. Gene Ontology annotation, cellular component: intraciliary transport particle A; non-motile cilium.